Messenger RNA from Lolium rigidum, 2943 nucleotides. Its product is annotated as zinc finger BED domain-containing protein RICESLEEPER 2-like. The record is from RefSeq and is a predicted model, not a curated record. The transcript is spliced from 6 exons. Gene Ontology annotation, molecular function: protein dimerization activity; DNA binding. The coding region runs from base 327 to 2576 and encodes 749 amino acids. NCBI's taxonomy places the organism in Eukaryota, Viridiplantae, Streptophyta, Magnoliopsida, Poales, Poaceae.
CCCUAGUCGCCGCCCCCGAGGCCCCGACCCCUCUCUACGGCGGCGCCAUCCCGUCGGGCCACGGUUCCAUCUCUGCUGCGGCGGCGCUGUCCCCGGCUCCUCCCUCUUGGCUCCUCCUCACCGUCCAGGACGUCCAGCUCGCCAUCGUCCUCACCGUCCCUCUCGCCUUCCAGCUCAUCGCCGUCGUCGUCUCUCUCGAGUCUCGACCCUCCAACUCGUCGUCCUUCUCGCCGGCCCUCUCACCCGUCCAGCUCCUUCUCCGUCUUGUGCUGCUCUGGUGACCUUCCCCUUCCACUAGCCGCUGCUGCGCUGCAAAGCACAGAAACAUGGAAUUGGAAGAAGGGAAUCAUGAAGCUCAACAAAGUGGUACCUCAAUAUUGAUAUCUGGUGCAACAAGGACUGGGCCUGUGCUGUCUCCUUCUUUGAUAAACCGCACUAGAGCUUAUGUUGCGGCUUGGUCUGCACGUGAUACUGAAAUGGAUGAUUUGGAAGAAGAUGAUGCCGACGAACAAGAUGUCGACUAUGAAGAAGAGGAAGAAGAAGAGGGUGAUGAUGAUGAUGAAGACGAAGCAGAGGAAGAUUUUGCUGAUGAAGAGGAAGGAGAUGAGGAUGUUGACAUGGGAACAUUUUCUGAACAGGGAAGAAAAUUUUUGUCCAAAGUCUGGAGAGAAUAUGAGCCUAAGCGUGUUGAUGGGAUAGUGAUAGCUGCUGAGUGCAAACAUUGUGCAAGGAAUAUUUGUGCUGAGCGUAAACAUGGAACAAGUUCACUGCGCAAACAUUUGAAGAGGUGCAAGGAAAGAAAGAAGGUUCUUCGAGUUUCUGGCCAGUUGAGUGCUUCCAUCAUGAGCCCUGAUGGAGUUUCAAUAGGGCAUUGGACAUUUGAUCAGGCAUUGGCACGUAGAGAGCUCAUGAGGAUGAUAGUGUUGCAUGAAUUGGCAUUCUCACUGGUGGAGUAUGAUGGAUUUAGAAGGUUCGUCUCUAGUUUAAAUCCAAGUUUCAAAAUGGUCUGUAGGAAAACAAUAAAAAAGGACUGCCUGAAAGCAUUCAAGGAAGAGAUGUGCAGCCUACAAGCUAUAUUUAGACACUCUAAAUCCAAGAUAUCAUUAACCUCGGACAUGUGGACAUCCAAUAGAACAAUUGGGUUCAUAUGCAUUACUGCACACUUUAUUGGUCAUGACUGGAAGCCGCAGAAAAGAAUUGUCAAGUUUGCUGCCAUGGAGACACCUCACACAGGAGUUGCUAUGUUCAACGUCAUGGUGAAUUUUAUAAGGGAAUGGAACAUAGAAGAUAAAUUAUUUGCGAUGACGCUUGACAAUGCAUCCAACAAUGGUGCAAUGAUGAAGUUACUAAAGAAGCAUUUGUUGGACAAAAAGAUGUUACUUGGAGGUGGCAAGUUGUUCCAUCAACGUUGUGCUGCACAUGUAAUCAACUUGAUAUGCCAAGCUGGGUUGGAUUUUCUUGACCCCAUGAUCAGCAAAAUACGUGACAGUGUCAAAUACAUCCGAAGCUCACAAACACGAAAAGAAAAGUUUGAAGAAAUAGUUGAGCAAGUAGGCAUAUCUUGUGGCAAAUGGCCAAGCCUUGAUACUCCAACCCGCUGGAACUCAACCUACAUCAUGAUUGAUAUCGCGAGAGAGUAUCGUGCAGUGUUCAGUUCAUUGGCUAUUCAAGAUAAAAAUUACCCCUUCAACCCAUCAUCCGAGGAUUGGGAAAACGCUGAUGCUAUUUGCAGGUUGCUAAAAGUAUUCUAUGAAGCCACGAAUGUGGUAUCAGGCACAAAGUACCCUACUGCUAACUUGUAUUUCCAUGAAAUUUGGAAAGUAAAGCACACAUUGGAGCACCAACAUUAUGAAGAGAACAGUAAGUUUGGUGAUGUUGUCAUGUACAUGAAGAGAAAGCUAAAGAGAUACUGGAAGCUGUCAUGGUUAAACCUUUGCAUUCCUGUGAUUUUGGAUCCACAGUUCAAGCUGAGAUACAUUAAAUAUCGAUUUCGCUCGGAAUUUGGUGAUGAAGCUGAAGCAAUGAUUGCUAAAGUAGAAAAUUUGUUUCAAGAGAUGUUCAAGGAAUACCUUCAAUUGAAUGGUUCUAAUUCAAACCCCAUGACUCAAGGAGGUGAUGAUGAAGUGGUUGUAAGUGAUGACCCCAUGGCUGACUGGGACAACCAUAUCAUCGAAAGUGCUCAAUCAACAAAUGUGGAUUCUUCAGAACUUGAUUCAUACUUGUCAAAGGUUCCCAUCCGUCGAACCGAUCAUUUCGAUAUCCUUUCUUGGUGGAAGACAAAUUCAGCUGAAUACCCAACGUUGAGUCGUAUGGCAGCAGAUAUCUUGGCGGCCCCUGCCUCUACGGUGGCAUCUGAGUCGGCUUUUAGCACAGGAAAAAGAGUACUAUCAGAUUUUCGAAGUCGAAUGACUCCUAAAACAGCUGAAGCGCUUGUUUGCCUACAAGACUGGAUAAGAGCCACAGCUAAUACUGAGCGUAGCAUGGCUUCAGUUCAUGACAUAAUAACGGAGUUGGAAGAUGAUGAUGACAGUAAUCUUCAAGUCUUUCCGCAAACCCGUGGGAACAAUGGGCAGUAGCUUCUCCAAGACAAUCUAGAAUAUGACAAGUAUUGAAGCAUGUGGGAGAGCGGAUGGUAACCUUCACCUGAUGAUGAAGCAUUCACAUGAGGAACUGAGAGUUAACAGUGAAUAAAUGUAGUCACAACUUAGACGGAAGAAAUUUGUUGUGUUGUGUUGUGAUGAUGUGACUUUGCUAUCAGGUUCUAGAUUGAUGCCGUGAGUUUGCUGUGUGCUAUAUAUAUCUUUCCUCCGUCCCCAGCAUUUUGUCAUAUCCAGAAUCAAAAUCUGAAGAAGUAGAUUUCAUCAUGUUAGUAACCUGUAACCACUAUUUUUUGGCUCGCUUGUAACUUAUUUAUAUUAUAUUAUCAUCUCUGGUUAGCUAGCA